AUGUCCGUCACAACUGCUCUCCAGGGCCGCCUGAAAGAGCUAUCGGCGACCCUCGGACAGAUCCAGCCUCUGGUUAGCCGGCUACGUGGCUUUACGACCUCCAUCGGACAGGGCGACGAGGCACGUGUGGAGCUCGGCGCUGAGAUUCAUGCCCGGUUGAAGGAAACCGAAGAAGAGCUGGAGCUUCUCCGGGUGGAAGUUGAAGGACUUGAAACAGGCUCCGAUACCAGGAAAAAGGCGUCGGCAGCUCAUGGCGAGAAAGAAGUAGAGCGAGAGCGGGUGGUCGCCAUGGCGGGGAGGUUGGCGGACGAUCUUAAAAGGACGCGUGGUGAUUUCCGAAAUGCCCAGCUGCAAGCAAAGCGCAAUGCCGAACUGGCCAAGCGCAAAGAGAGAGAGCUGCUGCUGUCGAGAUCUCAAUCCUCGGAGAACCAGCGAAAGCCGUCGGAGAAACUUACGCAAGAUGACUUGGCAUUGAAUGCGUCGAAUGACGUUACGGCCGCUUUGCGCAGAACCCACCAGCUGAUGCAGACGGAGCUCUCCCGCAGUCAGUUCGCGCAGGAGACCCUCGAACAAUCCACUGCCGCAAUCUCUUCCUUAUCCGACUCCUACAGUAGCCUCGACACACUUCUUUCCUCAUCCCGCAGCCUCGCCAACUCGCUUCUCCGCUCCCAGAAAUCCGACACAUGGUAUCUUGAAACGGCUUUCUACAUUCUGAUUGGGACCAUCACAUGGCUUCUCUUCCGCCGUAUCCUCUAUGGGCCUAUGUGGUGGCUCGUCUGGCUGCCCGUCAAACUGGCCAGUCGAUUUGUAUUUGCCGUGUUGGGGGCAGUUGGGCUCUCCAGUACUGCUGUGGAGUCCCAAUCCCACGCAGCCGGGAGUGACCUCUCCAUGGCUAUACAUCAGACUGCUACAGCGGCCAGCGAAAGCGUAACAGCAAGUGGUACUACCUGGGAUGAACCAUCAACGGAAUCCGAGAGUGAUCGAGUGAUCGACCAGAUUGGAAAGAUGGCCGAGGACAAUGGCAAGCAAGAAGGGACCAAUAUCGACGAUAUCACCCCCGAGGAAAAAAUGAGGCAAGAUGAGAUCCCACGCAAUCCGAAGAAGAGGAUUGCGACGCGUGUCACGUGGAGACGCGUCUCUGCACCACCGGUGAUUCCCGAGUUGUAUCUGCCCACUCGCAGACCCUCGAGCAACCACCCGUCUGAAGACACCUUGAAACUGCCCAACCUGGGCCCAGAGACACCAAUGGCUUCUACUUUCUUCAAUAACAAGGCCCGCGCCGCUGCGGCUGCGGCGUCCAGCAGUUCCAAACCCAAGGCCGGCGAGAACAAGGAAGAAACGACUCGGUUGCAACCCUGGGUCGAGAAAUAUCGGCCAAAGACCUUGGACGAUGUGGCGGCGCAGGAUCACACGACGAAAGUCCUGCAGCGUACCUUGCAAGCAUCGAACCUCCCCCACAUGCUUUUCUAUGGCCCCCCUGGCACUGGUAAAACAUCCACGAUCCUCGCCCUCGCCAAAUCGCUCUUCGGCCCUGCCCUGUACCGCUCCCGAAUCCUCGAACUGAACGCCUCCGAUGAGCGCGGCAUCGGCAUCGUACGUGACAAAGUCAAAAACUUUGCACGGGCGCAGCUGUCACAGGCAACGGGGCUGGACGCUGCGUACCGCGCGCAGUACCCAUGUCCUUCCUUCAAGAUUAUCAUUCUUGACGAGGCAGACAGCAUGACGCAGGAUGCGCAAUCGGCGCUGCGCCGCACGAUGGAACAGUACAGUCGCAUCACGCGCUUCUGUCUCGUGUGCAACUACGUCACGCGCAUCAUCGAGCCGCUGGCCAGUCGGUGCAGCAAGUUCCGGUUCAAGUCGCUGGAUAAUUCGGCAGCCGGCGUGCGCUUGGAGGAGAUUGCUCGCGCAGAGAAUCUCCGGUUGGAAGAUGGGGUCGUUGAUACCUUGAUUCGCUGUGGUGAGGGUGACCUGCGUCGCGCUAUCACGUAUCUGCAGAGUGCGGCUCGCUUGGCUGGUGUUGCUGGGCUGCCCGGUAAGAAGGAUGGCGAUGACGAUGCGGAAAUGACUGAUGCUGGUGCCCCUGAGGCAAGUUCCAUUACCGUCCGCACGAUUGAGGAGAUUGCUGGUGUCGUCCCUGAAAGUGUCCUGGACCAGCUCGUGCAGGCCAUGCAGCCCACGAACGCCGGGUCGGCGUACAAGGCCGUCUCGACGGUUAUUACGGAUCUGGUGGCGGACGGGUGGAGUGCCACCCAGGUUAUUGGACAGUUAUACCGCCGCAUGGUUUUCAAUGAAGCGGUUCCGGAUUUGCAAAAGAAUAAGAUUGUCAUGUUGUUCUCAGAGAUGGACAAGCGGCUGGUUGAUGGCGCAGACGAGCACCUAUCCAUCCUGGACCUGACGCUACGCAUUGCGGGGAUUUUGCGCGGGGCAUGA
Molecule: messenger RNA, 2430 nt
Organism: Penicillium alfredii
Lineage: Eukaryota; Fungi; Ascomycota; Eurotiomycetes; Eurotiales; Aspergillaceae
Product: putative protein transport membrane glycoprotein Sec20
Exons: 7
Coding region: 1-2430 (809 amino acids)
Biological process (GO): retrograde vesicle-mediated transport, Golgi to endoplasmic reticulum; DNA repair; DNA-templated DNA replication
Cellular component (GO): nucleus; DNA replication factor C complex
Molecular function (GO): ATP hydrolysis activity; ATP binding; DNA clamp loader activity
Source: RefSeq, a predicted model, not a curated record